Pseudophryne corroboree (corroboree frog) is the source of this 2762-nucleotide messenger RNA. RefSeq lists its product as uncharacterized. The record is from RefSeq and is a predicted model, not a curated record. The transcript is spliced from 6 exons. Bases 367 to 972 code for a protein of 201 amino acids. Lineage: Eukaryota; Metazoa; Chordata; Amphibia; Anura; Myobatrachidae. Gene Ontology annotation, molecular function: zinc ion binding.
GCUGAGUGAACCAAAGCAUUUAAACUUCCUACAUCAACAAAAACAGCUGAUGACAAAACAAGAGGUUUUUGUGUUUAUAACAGAUGAAGAAUGAUGUUUGCGAGUUAUUGAAAAGUGUGAUCUGAAAUUACUGGAAUACAGUUUUCUAAGGACUGAACAAAACAUUAAAGAAAAUAUUUUCUUUGGUUGGGAGGAAGUUUCUGCAGAAAACGGUUACACAGCUAAUUGCCUUCAAAAGGGAAAUGGACUGUGAUGUUUUUUACGUAUCUCUCACUCUAACCAGCUAUUCAGCCAUUGAGUCCAAUUCAAUUUGUAAAGAACAGCGCAGAAGGAGAGUAUUUGGUUGAGAUAUAUAUAUAGCAGAACAUGGAUGGAGCACUCCAAGACAAAAAAAGAGAAUGUUUUAUCUGUCGUGAAGAAGAGCGAAAAGGCCAAGAAGAGCUGCAAAACUUUUGUGACUGCACAGAUUUAACUGUACACGGCCGGUGCUUGCUGACAUGGAUACAGAAAGGAUCAGGUAAUGACAAUCGGUAUAGAUGCAGCGCAUGUACAGCUAAGUAUCAUCUUCAGGAGGGAUCGGUAUGGAAAAAAUUCCUGUGUCAGUGGAAAAGUCUACGUGUCUUUGCUUUAAUGCUGGCAGUGAUCAUCACUAUACCUUUCUCAGUCCAUUACUUGGAAACACUGCCACAUCCACAGCCAAACCUGUUAUUUAAAGUUGUUGCGGUAUGUGCUGGCAUUAUCGCAGAGAUCAUCCUACUCAGAUGGUUCAUAGGAUACUGCUACAAUCAGUACAAUAAAGCCAAGAUAUCUUCCUAUUCAAUUAAGGCCAGACCUGUUGAGGAAUGUGGAAGAGUUGGACAGCCGAGUCUAGAAGCUCACAAUUCUUCCCUGGCUAUGAUGAACAGAACAGAGGGAGCAAGACAGACUGCAGUUUUACCAAAAGACGCCCUUAGCCUGAAGCUCUCCGUGUGACUGGAGGAGAGUCAGGACAGAACCCAAGGAAAGCCCAGAGGCAGAGGGGAAAACAGAUUGAUUUUCAGUGAGUCAUUUAGCUCCUGGAUUGGAUACAGCUGUCCCCUGGUGGCACUUUGGCUUGGUAUUAAUAGGACACGCAAACUAGGCUGAGUAGCUUAAAAUAAUUAUAUAGAGAAAUCCCCAAAACUGCUCACCAUCCAAAUGUUUCCUUUUGUGUGACUAUAGACUGAACAAAUUACAUUUACAUUAUUAAAAAUGAAAUCAUUGGAUUUACCUCAAUUUCAUGUUAAGCAGGAAACUGGCCAACAUUCAAAUCUACUGCCACUAAUGGGUCUGUGCUCGCCGUAUAAAUUUUGAGUGGGUGUUAGCACAAUAUCCAUUUGUCUAUGCUGCAAUUCAACAGGACCUUGGUUCGUAUUCUAAAAAAAACACGAAGUAGUUAUUUGUACAACUUCAGACAUGUUUUUAAUAUCCAUAUGCUUGAGUAACAGAAACAAAAUAUUGAGAGAACGUUACAAAUAAGUCAGUCCAAGUUACACAGCGCAUAUGUCGAUAUAUCAUUUUAAACCAGUUUUAAAGCACUUUAUUAAUGCUGCUGAACCUAAGUACAGUAGUCUGCAUUACAUAUACUGUACAUGAUGUGUCAUCUCUAUGUCCAUGCUCUGUUCAUGUGUACAAUUGCAAUUUUAGGUAUAUUCAUGUGUAAAGUAAAAAAAAAAAAACUCUAUAACCUCAAUUACUUAUUGUUGUGCCUUAAAAAAUUAGAUGUUGUCAUCAUAAUGAACUAAUACUCUGGAUUGCAGGUUAAUGUAAUAAAAUAAAGCCAUUAUUAAAUCUUCAUAUUUGGGUAGAAUUCUUUAAUCCAUUACAUUAUAUAUAGAACUGGUACAUAUUUAAAUGGUGUCCAAUAUUUAGUUCUGUUACUGAAGAAUUCUAAAUGCUAUCAUUCUUUUUCAUUUCUAAACUUACUAAGGAUUUUGGUGUAACAAAAUGGCUGCCCCUUGAAAAAAAGUUGAAAAGCUAAAAAAAAGUUGCAAUUAUGCACAUAAGUUAUCAAGUACAACUAAACAUACAUUACGCCAAUGUUCUAUAAAUACUGAGUAUAGAGCAAAUCCUGAUGCAUUAUUCAUGACAUUUAAAAUUACAAUUGGUGCAACCCUCCACCCCCCCCCACCCCUCUUCCUCACACACGCAGUCUAUUUACUAAGCAGAUCCCUUGCCCAUGGUGACUGGUGGCUAUGUUAAAUCCUACUGUUUAAUAAAAUGAACUGAAUUUCCUUUCCGACAUUUGAAGUGUUAUGUAGAAAUUAUUGUUCUUUUUAUGCUGUAUAGUUAUACAUGAUUUCCAUUGCAAGUCAUUAAUUUUAACAAGGAAUAUUAAAUACAGUACACAGUAACAUUUUAAGCAACACUGCUAGUGGUUUGAAACUAUAAUUAUCAAAGAUGGCAUAUUUUUGCAUAUAUUUCUGGUAUAUGUAAAUGUAAUACAUUUAUUAAAUGGUUUGUUUUAAAUGAGUUAAUUUUUAAUUGGUAUUUUUUUUUUUUUUACAUUUUGUUAAAUGUUUGCUUGUAUGGAUAAAAGGUAUAGAUUUGUCCUUAUCUUAAAGAUACUUCUUGUAAAUAAAUGUAUUGUUGUAUAUCUCCAGCUGGGGCAUGAAUUGCUGGGAAUGUAUCACUGGCUUAUUGCAGAUAUGUUUUCAGUUGCUAAAUGUGUUACUCUCAGCUGUGUAUUUCUAGUUUUAUCAUAUUUGUGUAUUUUAUAUAUUAAAAUAUUGUAGACCAAUCAA